GGGCUAUUUGAAAUGGCGGCCGGCGGGUAGAGCGCUCUGGGUGGGGCCGGGGCGCGGGGCGGCGGUUGCCAUGGCGACGAGGCAGCUGGCCAGGCAGCUAGGCAUUAUUCAGAGUGUUUUCAAACCUCCCGAUGGCCAAAGUCACAACCAAUGCAAGCUGCGGCAGCUGUUCGACUACUUAAUAAUUAUUGAUUUUGAGUCUACCUGCUGGAAGGAUAUCCGAAGAUGUCAAGAAAUAAUUGAAUUUCCAGCAGUUCUCUUGAACACCUUAAAUGGAGAAAUUGAGACUGAAUUUCAUAUGUACGUCCAGCCCCAGGAACAUCCGACUCUCUCUGAAUUUUGUAUUGAGCUAACUGGAAUAAAACAGCAUCAAGUUGAUGAAGGAGUUCCACUGCAUAUAAGCCUAUCCCAAUUUUCUAAAUGGAUUUACAAGAUCCAGAAGGAGAAAAACAUUGUUUUUGGUUCGACUUGUGCUGCUCCCAAAGAAAAAUUAUGUGCCUUUGUUACGUGGUCAGACUGGGACCUGGGAAUUUGCCUGCACUAUGAAUGUAAAAGAAAACAGCUACGGAAGCCUAAUAUUUUAAAUUCUUGGAUUGACCUACGGGCCACUUACAAGAGCUUUUACUCUAGGAAGCCUCAAGGUUUAAACGGCGCAUUGAAAGACGUGGGUAUUACUUUUGAAGGACGAGAACACUCUGGCCUGGAUGAUUCUCGGAAUACAGCUCGACUCGCUUGGAAGAUGAUUCGUGAUGGGUGUGUAAUGAAAAUCACAAAAUCGUUGGAUGAGGCGCCUCCAGCGAAGAAUUCCAUGGCCAGGUUUGGGGGCGAGAAUCCUACCCAUGGUGGCCCUUUGGGAACCAACCCUCUUGUCAAAGCAUCAGCGUUGGGCGGAAGCGAAAAGGAAGCUGCUCCAGAAAUCAAGAGAAAAGAAGAAGAUCCGCCACAAGAGACGGUUCACGUUGGCUUGUUGGAGGACACACCUGUUACAUCUAGAAAGAGCGAAAAGACUGAUGAAUGUUGUAGCACCAAAAUGAACUUAACCUUGUCCAUAGAAAGGCCCCGCUGGGCUCUGGGUAAUCUUCAGCACCCUCGCUGUGGACCCUCAGGCCUUCAGAGUUGGGGAAACAAGGGCCAACUUAUUCCAAACCCUUCUACGCCCAACCGAAGGCUCGUUUUGGUCCCCACCACUCUGUCCACCGUCAACAUUUCCGAGACCGACAUCAGCACCACUCCAGAUUGUCUCUCGAUGUUGGCCGACUGGGAAGACGUCGCAAUCAUACCAGAACAGGAAGAUGACCCCGAUCCAGAAUCCUCGCCCUCAAAAGAUAACCCCAAGAGAGCAUUAGCGACAGAAGAUAGGAACAACGCUAUGAAGACCGUUGGAGAGGACGAUAGGGUAGAUACUCCUCCCAGUAGAGAGCUCUCAAAAUACGUCGUCUACAAGAGCCCAAAUACGACCAUUUACAACACGGGCCGAGCUCCUAGCAAGCCUUCAGAUGCUUCUAGGUUUAAGCUCCCAGUCGUAACGGCAGAGGCAUCUUCCCCCAACCCGCCAGGCAGAAAUCCCCUCGCCUCUUCGACCGAGGCCAUCAAAAGGAAGCCCUCCAGCCCCAAAUCUUGGCCUCCCAGCAAAAAAACGUCCUUCAGGAUCUAUGAGGACGGAAUCCCAACGUUGAGCCGUUUCCCGUCGCCCGGAGCGAAUCCAUGCGGCAUCUCUCCUGCCCUCUCGAGCUCUUCAGGCAAUUUCAAGCUAACUUCCAGCGUACCAGGAACCGGGAGGACGACCCCGCCGUUAUGCCGGUGUGGCCGAAGAGCGAGAAGGUUGAGCGUUUCGAACGGUGGCCCUAAUCAGGGCAGAACAUUUUACAGCUGCCCAGUGAGAAAAUGCGAAAAGAACUCCAAGGGUUGCAACUAUUUCCGAUGGGAAGAUUUGCAUAUCAAGGAGAAAAUGGCCCUUCCGACUUCAACUUUAGGGGUUGGGGGCUACAAGCUUUUAAAAACUCAGGACCCCUCCCUGGCAAAUGUUAAAGCAAAGUGCUUGAAUCUGCGGCCUUCCAUGCGAACCUAGGCAGGAUUUUUUCUUUUUUUCCUGCCUUUUAUUGGGGAAAUUGAGCAUUUCAACCUUCAGAAAAUUAGCUUUCUUUUCUACAGAGUGUAAUCCUGUUUGGAAGCAUCACCGAAGCUGCGUGUACAUUUAGCAAAUAGUCUCAUCCCGAAUGCCACAGAUUGUCUUGUCUUUUAAGUGUGUACUUUCUCUUCUGUCUUCUAGGUUCCUAAGUUUGAUUAUUUUUUUUUGAUUUUUAGGAAUCAUGUCUGUACUUUAAAUCAGCAAGCCUGACUGCUGAGCAAUUGCUUUUUAAAGAACUGGGUUGC
Molecule: messenger RNA, 2373 nt
Organism: Notechis scutatus (mainland tiger snake)
Lineage: Eukaryota; Metazoa; Chordata; Lepidosauria; Squamata; Elapidae
Gene: ERI2
Product: ERI1 exoribonuclease family member 2
Molecular function (GO): zinc ion binding; nucleic acid binding; 3'-5'-RNA exonuclease activity
Source: RefSeq, a predicted model, not a curated record